Messenger RNA from Olea europaea var. sylvestris, 405 nucleotides. RefSeq lists its product as uncharacterized. The transcript is spliced from 2 exons. The record is from RefSeq and is a predicted model, not a curated record. Lineage: Eukaryota; Viridiplantae; Streptophyta; Magnoliopsida; Lamiales; Oleaceae. Bases 1 to 405 code for a protein of 134 amino acids.
AUGGCUCUCAAUGCUAAAUACAAGCUUCCAUUUGUUGAUGGUACUCUAAAGAAACCAUCAGACACACAAAUUGCAAUACUGUGGAAUCGUUGCAGCGACAUGAGUUUGAUUUAUUGCACGGUACCUUCAGAUAUUUGGGUUAAUCUGGAUAACCGUUUUUCCCAAAGCAAUCACCCCCACCCCUAUCGUCUUCAAUGUGAUCUAAUUAAUCUCAAGCAGAACACCAUGUCAAUCACCACAUAUUACAACACCAUCAAAGGGUUAUGGGAUAAACUCACUGCCCUAAUUGAGCUCAACCCUUGUAAUUGUGAUGGUCGUAAGAGGUUGGAGAAAGCAGCCAACAUCAAACGAUUAUUCCAAUUUCACAAGGGACUCAAUGACUUCUUCUCCAACAUCCGAAGCUAA